This is a messenger RNA of Nelumbo nucifera (sacred lotus), 1336 nucleotides long. RefSeq lists its product as uncharacterized. The record is from RefSeq and is a predicted model, not a curated record. Lineage: Eukaryota; Viridiplantae; Streptophyta; Magnoliopsida; Proteales; Nelumbonaceae.
AAUUAAUUAACAUCGAUCCCAACUUCCCACUAACCAAACCAAAACACAAAGCAUUCAAAUAUAUGAAAGCGUGCCGAGUGGUCGUUACUCGGAAGGAAACGGCUGGUGUUUCUGCUGAAAGAAUUCCAGCUCUGGAGAUGGCGAAUAGAGGUAGCGAGGUAAAGUGGGUGGCCUUCAAUUCCCGUGAAGAAGAAGAACAGGACGAAGCAGAAGCCUUGUCGCUCUCUGAUCUUCCGAUUAUGGAAAUCAAGAGAGAAAAGCAUUCAAGUGAGGAAAUUAAAGCUCUUGAAACCGAAGAGGAUUUCGAGUUCGGUUCAUGGGGUGCCUCUCUUUUGACAGAAUCAGAAAUGUGUGCAGCCGACGACGUGUUCUUUCAGGGCCAGAUUUUACCUUUACGACUGUCGGUUAGCUCUGAUAGUGGGUUGACCGGAUUCCGUCAAGAUAGUCGAAAUUUUAGUCGUUGCGGUUCGAGGUCAGAGUCCUUAGAGCAUAGUUCUUCUUGUGGUUUUACCAGCGUAAGCAGCAGAAGCAGCAGUUGCAGAAGCCAUAACUCGUCGAGUAGCAGUUCCGUCAACGCCACCGGAUAUAAGCCAAGAGUGAAGAACCAUUUUCAUACCCACCCUAGUCCAAAACCCCAGUUGUGGUAUUCGAGUGCUACUGCUCGACCGGGGAACGCAGGUAACCGGGACAGGCGAUCGACGAUAUGGGGACUUUUCCGAGUGGGCGUAGUACGGACGCCGGAGAUUGAGUUGGACGACCUCAAGCGACGGAACAGAAACAAGAGUUGUAACAGCAGUAGCAGUCAUAAUACCAGGAAUGGUACCUGUGGUGGCAGAAGCAGUCUUGAUGAGGCCAAAAUAGAGAAGAAAACAACGCAGAAACAAAGUUUUCUCGACAAGAGUGGAUUGAGUAGCUGUAAGUGUUCAGUUAGUGCAGUUGAAACAGUUUCUUCGAGGGUACUUGUUACUAAGAUCAAAAGUAACAAAAGAAAUUCAAACGUGAGUGAAAGUGAUCUUCAUGAAACAUCUCUCGUGAAACAACAACAACAGCAGCAGGAUGAGGGAAAGCAAGCCAUGUCUCACCGUCGCACAUUUGAAUGGUUAAAGGAGCUCUCGAUUACAGAUGUGCCACGGGAAACUCAAUAACAAGUCUCUCUCGUGUUUAUUCCCACUUUUGUAUUUUUAAGUUAUUUUAAUCCAAAUUUAAUUAAAUUUUAUGUUGUUUGUCAUUCGAAAUCCGCUUACUUCAAAAUUUUUGAGGUCUGAGCUCUGUUAUCUAGACAAUCCUCCUUGUGUAGUUGUGCUCGUAUGUUUUAUGAUUUCUCUCUCCUUGAGUC